Molecule: messenger RNA, 546 nt
Organism: Bathycoccus prasinos
Lineage: Eukaryota; Viridiplantae; Chlorophyta; Mamiellophyceae; Mamiellales; Bathycoccaceae
Exons: 1
Coding region: 1-546 (181 amino acids)
Cellular component (GO): CST complex
Molecular function (GO): single-stranded DNA binding
Source: RefSeq, a predicted model, not a curated record
AUGGUGAACAGUGGACGGGUGUCUCGCGUGGGAGAUUUACGGGAUAUCUUUAAGAAAGAAGAAGAAGAAAUGAUGAUGGUGGUUACGAAAACGACUUUUCUGGACGACGACGACGAGAAGUCAGAAGAAGAAGAAGAAAUUGUAGAGACCGAGAGGCAAGAAGACGGAGAAGAGGAAGAAGAAAAAGGAGGAGAUGAUGAAGAAGAAGAUAAAGAAGAAAACGUGUACGAAGUCUCCGUGCGCGUCUUGGGCACUUUGGAAAGUUUCGACGCUUCAAAUUCCGUCGGUGUUUUGAAAGACGACGCGUUCGCGCUCACCUUCGACGCGUCUUCAAUGUCGCCGACGUUUAAGUGGAAGUUGAAGAGUUUAUAUUUUUUGAUUGGGGAGUACGAAAAAUGUUCGUUUUCUUCUCCAUCGUCGACUUCGACGCGGUUUUCUAUUUUACGAAACGGUGUUUUACGCGUUCGGAUAGCGCAGAACGCGAGCGGCUUGGACGUGAACGCGUAUCACGAAGCCGCGAAGAUUAGAGAGGAGUUUUUACACUAG